AUGUCUCAGGGGAGUGAGGCCGCGAGGAGCAAGAGGAAGACUGCGGAUGGAAGUACAGACCGACUCAGUGGGCUCCCAGAAGGUCUGCUGCUGGACCUUCUGUCCUUCCUUCCAUCGAGGGACGCAGUGCGGACGUGUGUGCUUGCCCGCCGCUGGCGCAACCUGUGGAAGGAGGUGCCUGCUCUCCGCAUCACCCCUGCCACCACGUCGGGGUACUGUGGCGCAAGUGCCCUGAACAGAAUCAUGUCCCUGUCACUAAAGCGUCUCAUGGUCGCACAAUGUCACUUCAUUGGGUAUGCCCGUACCCAAAUAUAUGCCUCAAAUCUCAUUCUCCUUCUGUUAGUUGACUGUAUGGGAAUGACUCCAUUGCUCGUGAGCAUGCCAUACCUAGUGGAGGCAUUUAUCAGACUUGGAUACUGCAAUGAUUUUUGUAAACAUAGUUAUGAGAUUGGUGAUUGCAGGGACGAGUCAUGUUGGGGAUGCCAGUUCUAUGAGGACAACUAUGGAAAGAAUAAUUGCAUUCUUCUUCAUGGUUUGUCAAGCUGUACAAAUCUGGAGUUAACAGCUGCAACAGCACCGAUACAUGAGAGAUUAGUGGAAAUAGGAGCAAGUUAUGACCUAAGGAAGCAAUCCCUUGUAUUGAAGGACCUUAAUGUUGAAGUUAGAUGUGAUGAUGGUAAUGAGCGGGUUCACAAAGUCUUUGGAUGUUUUGGGUUCCUAUGGUUUAUCCCCUGA
Miscanthus lutarioriparius is the source of this 735-nucleotide messenger RNA. The record is from the annotation of a GenBank genome assembly. NCBI's taxonomy places the organism in Eukaryota, Viridiplantae, Streptophyta, Magnoliopsida, Poales, Poaceae.